AUGGAUCAGGAUUGGGUUCUAGUGAAGGCUUUAGGCGAAGGUUCUUGUGGCUUAGUUUGCUUAGCAAAACAAAUCACUAAAGAAGAAUCUGAUCUUCAUUAUUAUUUUGCUGUCAAGCGUGCUUCUCUUCGAUAUAAUUCUUCUUCAUUGUUGUGGGAAGAACAUGUCUUGAAACAUUUCACGGAUUGUCCAGAAAUUGUUCAAUAUCUAGGAAGUGAGGUAACUGGAGGAGGAGAUUUUCUUGAUGAUAAGGAACUUUACAAUUUGAAGCUAGAGUAUGCUGCUGGAGGGACAUUAGCUGAUUUGAUCAAACAAAGAAAUAAGUUACCUGAGGAUGAGGUGAAGAAGUAUCUUCAAAUGAUUCUUAAAGGCCUUUCAUGUAUUCAUCGUAAAGGAUUUGUUCAUGUCGAUCUGAAGCCUGAUAAUAUUCUUGCCUUUCCUCAAAGUGAUGGAAAGAUGAAAUUGAAAAUUGCUGACUUUGGACUUGCUGAGAGAUCAUGUAAACGUGGGGAGGAUGAUCAAGAAGACAGAGGGAGCAAGUACUACUCUGGCGCGUUGAAGGUUAGAGCAACACAUAGAUACAUGUCACCUGAAUCCAUCGUUUUCAGUGAGAUCAAUGGUUUGCAUGACAUUUGGUCGUUGGGUUGCACUUUGGUUCAAAUGGUUUCUGGAGAGCGAGUGUGGAAUGAUUGCAAAAGUUAUGAAGAAUUAAUAACAAAACUUUUGAUUAGCGAAGAAAUACCAACAAUACCUGAGGAAUUAUCCAAACAAGGUAAAGAUUUUCUUGAAAAAUGUUUUGUUCGAAACUAUGAACAACGGUGGACAGCUGAUAUGCUACUCCAACAUCCCUACCUCAAUGAAGAAAAUAAAGAUACGAAGAACGGUGAUGAGAAGCUUAAACUUCCAAAGGCCAUAGUUUUUUUGCCUCAUCAAUUCUUUCAGAGCAAGACUGAUAUGCUACUCCAACAGACGAAGAACGGUGAUGAGAAGCUUAAACCUUCAAAAGCCAUUUUUUUGCCUCAUCAAUUCUUCAAGAGCAAGGCUCAAUCUUGUAAUAAUUAGUAGAUUUUGUAAUCUUGAAGUUUAAUUAAAGCAAUUAACUAUGCAUUCCAUUGUUUAUGAUUAUUGAUAAAUGGCAAAUUAUUUAA
This is a messenger RNA of Cucumis sativus (cucumber), 1148 nucleotides long. RefSeq names its product mitogen-activated protein kinase kinase kinase 17. The record is from RefSeq and is a predicted model, not a curated record. Lineage: Eukaryota; Viridiplantae; Streptophyta; Magnoliopsida; Cucurbitales; Cucurbitaceae. Gene Ontology annotation, molecular function: ATP binding; protein kinase activity. The coding region runs from base 1 to 1062 and encodes 353 amino acids. The transcript has a single exon. Gene Ontology annotation, biological process: protein phosphorylation.